Molecule: messenger RNA, 2066 nt
Organism: Metopolophium dirhodum (rose-grain aphid)
Lineage: Eukaryota; Metazoa; Arthropoda; Insecta; Hemiptera; Aphididae
Exons: 11
Coding region: 458-1969 (503 amino acids)
Source: RefSeq, a predicted model, not a curated record
AUAACAACAAGACCCCUAACCUAACAAUGAGCACAACUGACCGUUUUCAAGUUCCAAGUCACGUUGUUACUUGUUAGCAGUUUUCAAAGUACACAGGCUAUAAGAUGUCCGACUGGUCCAAGUGAUACUUUAAACAAUUUACAGUUUACAUAGUAGUACCGUCUAUACGUGUGUGAUCAAAAUAAUACAUUUUAUAGUAGAUCCCAUAGUAUUAAAUAUUAUUAUAUAAUUGUCCGCUUAUUCGUUAUUUCGUUCGUGUUCCCGGUACCGUCGAUAUAAUAUAGCGAGUGACCGUUGUUCGUAAUAGCCAAUAGGCCAUAGCUGUCGUACGUGAGAAGUCUAGAGUCUCUAUUUUUCUCUUGCAAAUUGCAGCAGUCUUGCUAGAUAGUAGAUGCAGCCACGCGGUUUAAUGCUGCAGUAGUACGAGUACGAGUUACAAUAUUAUUCGUUUUGCAAAAUGUGGAUAGUAGUGAGCUUUGAUGAUGAUAACACAGUGGAGUGUGUACCAAACUUUUGGUAUAAAAAUAAUGUAUGUGCUUGGCCGAACAAAACUGUAAGAAACCACACAAAAAUGAUAGAACGUCGUUGUAAUCCAAAUAAUCUGGAAUUUGAUUUUUUCAAAGCAAGAAUAUUAGCAAAAAAUAUUGAUACUUUGUCUGAAGCCAGAAAAAAGGCUAAACGUGCUGAAGAAACGUCCGAACUAUCCUCUGCUAAUGAUGAUAAGGAAUCCAGAAAAAUCAGACAUAAAAAAUUGAAUUCAAGUACCGAGGAAAUCUCUUGUAAUGAAAUCCACGAAAAAAACUAUGGUUUAAGUAAAAAAAUAACUAGAAGUUUUUCAAUUCUUGAUAAUCCCCCCAUCUUUAAUGUGAACAUUGAUGAAGAUAGUAGUUAUGAAAAACAUAAUAAUCCAAUUAAACGAAAAACUUCAAUGCAUUCAGUUUUAGGUUCACCAAAAAAAACGAAUAAGAAUUUAGUAGAUGAUUUGACUACACCAACAAAAAAUUUGAACUUAAGGCAAAAGGAAAUACAUUCAAACAAUUCUAAUGAUAGACAAUUUGGCUUAAACUCUAUGGCAAAUACCCCAGGUUCAACUAAAAUAUCCAAAAAAGGUUAUGAUAAUAGUUCAGAAUCUUGGUUGAGUUCACCAUUAGAAAAUUGGAAUACUAGUCAAACAAUUAAUAUACAUUCAAAAAGUUCUAAUGAAAGACAAUUGGCCUUUAUAGCAAAUACUCCAGGUUCUUCUAAAAUACCCGAGAAAAUUGUAAAUUCAGUAUCUUGUUUGAGUUCACCAUCAGGAAAUUGGAAUGUUACUCAGGAUAAUAGUGAUAUUUUAGUAAAAUCAAACAGAUGUAAGAGGCGUAUAGAUUUCAAUUCAAUAGUAAACACUACUCCAGAUUCUUUUAAGGUAUCUAAUGGCAGAAAUGUUAGAACCACAUCUGAUGAAAAAAUAGAUUUACUUCUUCGUGCUGUUACCAAUUUAAAAUAUGAAAUGAGAGAACAUGGUAUUAAAAUAGAAAGACUAGAACAAACCAUAGUUAAUAACUGUUUAAGCAAGAAGAUAGUUGAAUACAAUGAUAAUACCACAGAUGAUAUAUUUGAUUUUCCAAUAAAAACUUUGGAAGAAUUAAGUAUAUUUGAAGACAAAUUAUUAGAUAAUACUUUUCGACUUCAAAUGAUAAAUUAUCUAUCCAGAUUGGAACGUCCAAAGGUUGCUGAUAUGACAAGACAGAUAAUGGCCAAAAUUUUUCAUAAUAAUAUACUCUCUGUGCAUUCUUAUGUUGGGCAAAAAAAGAAAAAUGUGUUUUCUGUGCUGAAUUCUUGUUCAUUAAUAUUUGCAACAAUAAGAAGCAUACCAAAACAUAAAAAUUGUACUGAUCUUGAAAUUGUUGGUCCAUUAAAAAUGUUCAUGGCUAAUGCAAAGUUCCGUGAAGAAAAAAAGCAGCAAAAACACGAAUCCAUCUCUAAAUAGCAUAACUAUAUAAAUACUAUUAUAAUAUUGUUAUUAGGUUAUUAUGGUAUAAUAUUAAAAACAUAUAAGACUAUGUAAUUUAAAGUAGAUAUAUGUG